AUGGUUCUCCUGUCAAUCCUCUGCCUCAGGAUCGCUCCUCACGCUGGCCCUAUGAGUUCUCGCGCCCUCAUCCAAUCUUUGGCCCUCCUUUGGCCUUCUCCCAUGCAAACUCUCAAGUCACCCUUCUAUUUGCUAGACACCUUGCAGAAUGGGCCAACGCCUGAUCUCGCAAGAACAAUUGGGAUGAUCCCCUGGGCCUGCAAGAGUUCAAGACCAAACGUUUGCCGUACAGCUCUCCUGUGUCUCAAAGCUCUGCAAGAAAUACAAGAGAUUUCACAUAUCCCCAUUAUCAUGCUUACGGCGAAGCUGUAUUUCAAUGCCGUCAUUGCGGAAGGGCAAGCUCCUGAAGCAUCCGAAAGCAACCAUGAAUUCAUCAGAAAGUUGGAUAAUAUUUGUGAAAUUAAAUGUGUAGAUUAA
Molecule: messenger RNA, 417 nt
Organism: Botrytis byssoidea
Lineage: Eukaryota; Fungi; Ascomycota; Leotiomycetes; Helotiales; Sclerotiniaceae
Exons: 2
Coding region: 1-417 (138 amino acids)
Source: RefSeq, a predicted model, not a curated record